Molecule: messenger RNA, 1815 nt
Organism: Anolis sagrei ordinatus
Lineage: Eukaryota; Metazoa; Chordata; Lepidosauria; Squamata; Anolidae
Source: RefSeq, a predicted model, not a curated record
CAGAUCGAGACAUCUUGAGCACUGAAAUCUGACUUCUCAUCUCUUUAAGAAUAUGGAUGAAUGCAGUGACGCCCCUGAACUGAGGAUUGUCCUCGUGGGGAAAACCGGAUCCGGAAAAAGCGCCACAGGAAACUCCAUCCUGGGGCAGAAGAAGUUUAGAUCUACCAUCUCACCCGCAUCAGUGAUAAAAACGUGUGACAAGAAGGAGACUGUGAUUGAUGGCAGGAAAAUUGUGGUUGUGGACACGCCUGGGUUUUUUGACGGCAAUGUAACCAAGGAAGAAACUGCCAAAGAAGUUGAAAAGUGCGUCAAAUGGUGCCAUCCAGGUCCACAUGCCAUCAUCCAAGUCAUGCAAGUGGGUCUUUUCACUCAGGAGGAGAAAGACGUAGCUCAAAUAAUCCAAGACAUUUUUAGCCACGAGGCAAAGAAUUAUUUGAUCGUUCUGUUCACCCGCAAAGAUGAUCUGGAAGGAAAGCCUUUGAAAACAUUCUUAAAUGAAAGAGAUGCUUCUCUUCGGGAGCAGAUUGACCGAUGCGGGGGCCGUUACCUUGCUUUCAACAACAAGGCUGAAGGCCAGGAGAGGGAAGAGCAGGUGAGGGAGCUGCUGCGCAUGAUCGAUGCCAUGCUGGAAAAGAACAGGCAGGCCCCCUUUUACACUGACGUGAUGCUCACCAGGGACCGAAAAAAGAUUGAAGAAUACCAGCGUCUGGAAAGGGAGAACCAAGAGCUGAAGAAGAAGAAUGAAAAACUGGAAGAGAAGAAAAAGUCAUGCAACAUAUCCUAAAAGACGCAGCCAUGUUGCUUUUCAAAUACAUUCUGACACAGACCUUGGUGACCCUUUCCUUAGGCACAACUCCUGAAAAGAGAACAGAACGGUAUUCAUCCAAUGUAUAUCCGAAGAUAUAAGAAUGUGCGUAGGAGGCAAACUCAUCAAUUACCCGGCGCCUCAUGUCUCAUUUUUGACCUCAGAACAACAUAUUUUCCAGCCGAUGAAGCCACUUUACAUCCCUAUAGAAGUCCACACGGUCAGACGGUUCUCUAAAUUACAUGUUUCGUUAGUCAGGGGGAAACCUCGUUGAGAUCUGGCACUGAAUGUUUGUUUAACUUUGGGAUUGUUGAAGGCAUUGAAUUACUGCCUCUGGUUUAAACCGCCUUGAGUCCCCUUCGGGAUCGAGAAAGGUGGGGUAUACAUCUCCUCAAUAAAGGAAUAUAUACGCCAAAAGGGAGAGUGGGUCGUUGUAGGUUUCUCCGGGCUAUACGGCCCUGUUCUCGAGGCAUUCCCUCCUCUCCGGGGAUAGGAUGUAAGGCUUCUUGACCAGCCGGCAGGUAAUGGCUGGUGGCACUCCGAGCAGCGGCCACGGCUCCUGGAAUCUCCCAAAGCGCUCUCCACCUCCAUGCCUUUCCCUACAAGUUCCAUUCAAGGUUUGCCAUGAUUCCACUCAGCAAGUAUUAUUCCUCAUUGCUCCGGGGGAGCAAUGAAAGUCACCGAUUUGUCGUAGCCUCUGCUUCCGUACGUUUCCUUGACUCCGUGAAUAUUUGGGAUGGAUGGUUUGGGGCGCAGAAUGUAUCGUUGUUACAAUGGGAUUUCCCUGCCUCUUGGCAGAAUGGGGUUGGGCUGGGUGGCCCACCAGGUCUCUUCCAGCUCUAGGGUUUCCAUGGUGAGGCCCCUGAUGGUUUGGCAGUUUUUGAGUCCAGGGAUGUACGUAUUUCUCCGCUCCUCUGAUAUGGCACUGUGCUGGUUACUCUGAACUCUUCUGAGAACAUGCGUGGAAUCAAUAAACAGAUUGUGGCUCCGCAUGGAAUGGAGGCGUUACU